GCCAGCAUGGGGGGGCUGCGUAGCCUUGGACUGUGCCUGGCUUUGUGCUGCGGUGCCGUGAUUGGUUCUGGUAUGUUGGGUGUCACUGGGUGUCAGUGGGGUUCACUUGGGUGUUACUUGGGGUCAUUGAGUGUCCUGGAUGUCAGCAGGGGUCACUGGGCAUCACGGGGGGUCACUGGGUGUCCUGGGAUGUCCCCACAUAUACCAUUUGGGUGCCUGGGGGACAGCAGUUGCUGGAUGGGCAGGCACCAGGGCAUGGGCAACAGGUGGGAUGGUUUGAACUGGGCAGACUGGAACAGUACUGGGCAGCCUACUGGGCAGACUAGAAUUGUACAGGACAGACAGGCUACACAGGGACUAUGCUGGGUCACCAUACUGGGACUGUGCUGGGCAGACUGGGGUUGUGUUGCAGCUGUGAUGGGGCUGUUCUGGGCACACCGGGACUAAGCUGGGCACACUGGAGCUGUAGUGGGGCUGUUCUGGAUAGACUGGGCCAUGCUGGUGCUGUACUUGACGGACUGAGACCAAAUUGGACAGACAAGGGCCAAGAUAGGAAGACCAGGGCUGUGCUGAUGCCGAGCUGGGGCCAAAUGAGGCAGAUUGGGAGUGAGACCCAGAGACCCAGACAGGAGCUGUGCUGUGGCUGUGCUGAGCACACUGUGAGUGUGGUGGGAAUACUGAGACUGAGCAGGGCAAACUGGGACUGAACUAGGCAGUCUUGGGCUGAGCUGGGUAGAGUGGGGCUGUGCUGGGACCAUGCUGAACAGACUGGGGCUGAACUGGGCAGAGUGGGGCUGUGCUUGGGCUUUGCUGUGACUGAGCUGAGAAGACUGAGACUGAACUGGGCAGUGUGGGGCUGAACUGGGCAUGCUGGAGCUGGGCUGGGGCUUCGCUAUGACUGUGCUGAGCAGACUGGGUGCUGUACUAAACAAACUGGUGCCGCACUGGGCAGACUGGGGCUGUGCUGGUCAGGUUGGUGCUGCACUGGGAAGGCCACACUUCACUCUCCCGCUCUCCCCAGCAGUGCCUGCCCAGCUCUCCGGCGGCCAUUCCCGAUGCCAGGGCCGCGUGGAGCUGCUGCAGGCUGGCUCCUGGGCCUCGGUCUGUGCCGUGGGCUGGGACCUUGCAGCUGCCCGCGUCCUGUGCCGCCAGCUGGGCUGCGGCCGCCCCCGUGCCGUCCCGGUGCCCUGCAGCCCACCCAUGGCUGAGGCGAACACAGUGGGUUUGCGUCAGGUGCUGUGUGCAGGGCAGGAGCUGGACUUGGAGCACUGCGAGCUGCAGCCAGGUGACGCUGCGUCCUGUCCGUCCAACCACGUGGCUGCUGUCAACUGCGAGGAGCCCUUCAGGCUGCGGCUGGCCGGGGGGCCCAGGCGCUGUGCGGGGCGGCUGGAGGUGCAGCGAGCCGGGCGCUGGGGCACAGUGUGCGAUGACGGAUGGAGAGGGGCCAACACGGCUGUGGUGUGCCGGGAGCUGGGCUGCGGUGAGGCGCAGGGCAUGGAUGGGAAGCGGCCACGUUUCGGGCCCGGCGUUGGGCACAUCUGGCUGGAUGACGUCCGAUGCCGAGGGCAGGAGAAGAGCCUGCAGGACUGCGCACACCGUGCAUGGGGAUAUCAUGACUGCACCCAUCGCGAGGAUGUUGGAGUUGUAUGCCAGGAUCCCUGAGCAUCAUGGCGCUGUCCCCACUAGUGUCAGGAACUGCAUCUGUCCCUCCUGCAGCAUCUGUGUGAGGAACCCAAACGGGACCCCGAGCCCAAGCAGGACUGCAACUCAAACAAAUCCUGAGUGCAAACAGGAUCUAAAGCCAAACAGAACUCUGAACCUGAGCCGAACUCUCUGCCCAAACAGGACCCAAAAUACAAACAGGACUCCCAAAACCAGACAAGAUCCACAAUCAAAAAGGACCCAGAGCCCAAAGAAAACCGUACAUCCAGCCAAGACCCAGAGUCUAAACAGAACCCAAACAGAAUCCAGAGCCCAAACAGUAUCCCCUGCCCCAAAAGGAUCCUGAGUCCAAACAGAACCCAAAACCAAACAGGUCCCCAAGACUAACCAGGACUCAAAAUAUAAACAGGACCCCUGAACUCAGGACCCAAAACAGAACAGGUCCUUGAGCCCAAACAAGAUCCCACAUCCAGACAAGACCCAGAGCCCCAAAAGAAUCCUGAGCCCAAACAGGACCCGAAACCAAACAGGCCUUCAUCCCAAACAGAACCCAAAAUACAAACUCCCAAACCUAGAUAGGACCCAAAAGCAAAAAGGACCCAGAGCCCAAACAAGACCCCACAUCCAGACAGGAUCCAGAGCCAAACAGAACCCCAAACCAAAUAGGAGAGCACAAAUAGAGGAGCACAAUCAGGAUUCCCUGUCCAAAGAGAACUCCCAGCCCAAAAAAGACUCAAAAUGCAAGCAAGACCCCCCAAAUCCAGGCAGGGUCAAAAAUCAAAAAGGAUCCAGGUCCUCAGCCCCAUCCGCUGCCACCCCCCACCCCAGCCCUAUUCCUUUAAUAGUGUCAUUAAAAGUGAGCAGCAUCCAUGAA
Molecule: messenger RNA, 2536 nt
Organism: Centrocercus urophasianus (Greater sage-grouse)
Lineage: Eukaryota; Metazoa; Chordata; Aves; Galliformes; Phasianidae
Product: CD5 antigen-like
Exons: 4
Coding region: 868-1662 (264 amino acids)
Cellular component (GO): membrane
Source: RefSeq, a predicted model, not a curated record